GCCACCACCACCCAGCCUCCUUGAUGCUCAUCUCUCUCUUCUUCAUCCCUUGCUAGUGUUGUGUUUUCUUGAUACACUUAAUGAUAUGGCUGACCAAGGCAAGAGUGGUGGGGUGAGGGACUACAGGAAAGGUAAUUGGACAGUCCAUGAGACUAGUGUGCUUAUUGCUGCAAAGAGGGUGGAUGAAGAGAGGAGAAUGAAGAGAAGUGGAGAUGGUGAUGGGAGGAGCAGACCAGCUGGGCUGAGAUGGAAAUGGGUUGAGGAUUAUUGUUGGAGACAUGGGUGUUUGAGGAGUCAAAAUCAGUGCAAUGACAAGUGGGAUAAUCUGAUGAGAGAUUACAAGAAAGUAAGCGAAUAUGAGAGAAGGUUAGCUGAGAGAGGAGUUGGAGAAGAAGGGUCUUAUUGGAAGCUUGAGAAGCAUGAGAGGAAAGAAAGGAACUUGCCUUCUAAUAUGUUGCCUGAGAUAUAUGAUGCUGUGGUGGAAGUGGUAGAGAAGAGAGGUGUUCCAAGGGUGAGUGGUGGAUCAGUAGCUCCUAACAUUGGCCUUGUCAUGGAGAUGCCUAGUUCUAGUGUUCAGCCUUCAAUGCCUCCUCUAUUGCCGUAUAACACCUCAAAUCCAACUCCACCAUUACCACUACCUCCUUUAUUCUCAACCAUUGUUGUCAAAUAA
Messenger RNA from Telopea speciosissima, 670 nucleotides. RefSeq names its product trihelix transcription factor ASR3-like. The coding region runs from base 86 to 670 and encodes 194 amino acids. The transcript has a single exon. The record is from RefSeq and is a predicted model, not a curated record. NCBI's taxonomy places the organism in Eukaryota, Viridiplantae, Streptophyta, Magnoliopsida, Proteales, Proteaceae.